Molecule: messenger RNA, 2432 nt
Organism: Microcebus murinus (gray mouse lemur)
Lineage: Eukaryota; Metazoa; Chordata; Mammalia; Primates; Cheirogaleidae
Source: RefSeq, a predicted model, not a curated record
GCUUUCGGGCGGAACGGAGCGGCGAGGCCGGAGUCGCGGGCGGGUCUGCGCCAAGGUUUCCCGGGACUCUCUCCGAGUGGUGGGGACGCGGCUCCCGAACCCGCCCUGGCCGCGAGGAGGAGGAGGAGGACCCCGCUGUCUUGGCCCUUCGGGGGCCGAGCGCCACCCCGAUCCGCCCGCGCCGAAUGAAGAUAUUCAAAUGUUGUUUUAAAUACCCCCUACAGCAGAAAGUUUUCGUCCUGUUUUUAACCCUAUGGCUAUUCUCCUUGUUGAAGCUUCUAAAUGUGAGAAGACUCCUCUUCCCUCAAAGAGACAUUUACUUGGUUGAGUACUCCUUAAGUACCUCACCUUUUGUAAGAAACAGAUACACUCAUGUUAAGGAUGAAGUCAGGUAUGAAGUUAACUGUUCUGGUAUCUAUGAACAGGAGCCUUUGGAGAUUGGCAAGAGUCUGGAAAUAAGAAGAAGGGACAUCAUCGACUUGGAGGAUGAUGAUGUCGUGGCAAUGACCAGUGAUUGUGAGAUUUAUCAGACUCUGAGAAGGUACCCUCAAAAGCUUGUUUCAAGAGAGGAGAAAGGCUUCCCAAUAGCCUAUUCUUUGGUUGUCCACAAAGACGCAAUUAUGGUCGAAAGGCUUAUCCAUGCCAUAUACAACCCAUACAAUAUUUACUGCAUCCAUUAUGACCGCAAGUCACCUGAUACCUUCAAAGUUGCCAUGAACAAUUUAGCUAAGUGCUUCUCCAAUAUUUUCAUUGCUUCCAAAUUAGAGGCUGUGGAAUAUGCCCACAUCUCCAGACUCCAAGCUGAUUUAAAUUGCUUGUCAGACCUUCUUAAGUCUUCAGUUCAGUGGAGAUAUGUUAUCAACCUGUGUGGGCAAGAUUUUCCCCUAAAGUCAAAUUUUGAAUUAGUGUCGGAGUUGAAGAAACUCAAUGGAGCUAAUAUGUUAGAGACUGUGAAACCCCCUAACACUAAAAUGGAAAGAUUCACUUAUCACCAUGAACUCCGACAGAUGCCUUAUGAGUAUAUGAAGCUACCGGUAAGGACAAACAUCUCCAAGGAAGCACCUCCUCACAACAUUGAGGUGUUUGUUGGCAGUGCUUAUUUUGUGUUAAGUCAAGCAUUUGUCAAAUAUAUUUUCAACAACUCCCUCGUGAAAGACUUUUUUGCCUGGUCUGAAGAUACAUACUCUCCUGAUGAGCACUUUUGGGCUACCUUAAUUCGGGUUCCAGGAAUACCUGGGGGAAUUUCCAGAUCAGCCCAGGAUGUGUCUGAUCUACAGAGUAAGACCCGCCUCGUCAAAUGGAAUUAUUUCGAAGGCUUUCUCUACCCCAGUUGUACUGGCUCUCACCUUCGAAGUGUGUGUAUUUAUGGAGCCGCAGAAUUAAGGUGGCUUAUAAAAGAUGGACAUUGGUUUGCUAAUAAAUUUGAUUCCAAGGUGGACCCUAUCUUGCUUAAAUGCUUGGCAGAAAAGCUUGAAGAACAACAGAGAGAGUGGAUCACUCUGUCUUCAGAAAAGUUAUUUAUGGACAGAAACCUCACAAUCACACCAUUAUAGUAAAAUCCUAAUGGGAAUGAGAGGGCCUCCGAUAAAUGGAGUCAAUGUGGAACUGUAUACGAUACCAUGCACAACACCUUCUGAACUUAACCCUCUCGCAGUUUGAAAGGUGUCCAGAAUUCCGUGCACGAGGGAAAGUGAUCUAGCCUUUGAUGAUGUUAGCCUGCAGUUGGUUAGGUUUUGUAAUGUCUGGUUUUGCUUGUAAUCUCACUGAGCUAAAUCGGUUGUCAAAUAUCGAUUGAGCACCUAACUGAAUGACAGCCACUUCUGUAAAGACUGUGGCUUGCCCUCAUCACACAGCAACCUUAAUACCUUUAAGUUCUCCGCAUAACAAUCAGGAUUCUGCUGAAGCAGCUUUUGAAGUAUGUGGUAUCAUAUAAUCACAUAAACCACCCGUUUCGGAGUGUGUUUGAGUACAGUGACCAACACUCCACUUGGCUCUUAAAUUCAGCUUCAUAGAACAUUUCCUAAUUAUUAGAAGUUUAGGAGGAGAGACUCUACUACCUCAGAAAAGCUCAAAGAAUUGCCCAGUUUGGUGCUUGCCAAAGCAUAAUUUGCCUUUUGGUACAUCAUAUGUUCAAUUCAGGGUUGAGGAGACUGUUGGUGCGGCAUUUCUGGUAUAUGAAGGUUAGGGAAGGUGGGUGGGGAGGGGAGAGCAUGAGUGGUGGCUGAGAGGAACAGGGGUUUUAUACAAUAUUUUUAUCAUGUUACAAAUGCUAUCAAGAAUGGCCUGCAUUUUAAUUCGACUGUUUCCUGAAAAUGCGUUUACUGGCCUGGUGUGGUGCCUCAGGCCUGUAACAAUCCUUGUAAUUUGGGAGGCUGAGGUGGGAGGAUUGUUUGAGGCCAGGAGUUUGAGACCCGCCUGAGCGAGACCCCAUU